This is a messenger RNA of Theobroma cacao (cacao), 4580 nucleotides long. The record is from RefSeq and is a predicted model, not a curated record. Lineage: Eukaryota; Viridiplantae; Streptophyta; Magnoliopsida; Malvales; Malvaceae.
CUAGACAUCUCAGGCAAUUGCGCUGAACCUACAACGCCAUUUCAUUCAGAUAAUUUUUUGAUGUCACUUAGUUAUCCACGCAAUUGACUAAGUCUUAAGAACCGAUCUAAGUUCUCUAAAGUCCAAACUAACCAUCUCUUUUAAUCCUUCUUGAUCUCAAGUAUCUACCCUCCUACCAUGGCUGAUGCACUUGUUUCUGCAGUUUCACAACAAUUAACUGCGAUUCUUUUCCAAGAAGCUGAAUAUGGGGUGAGACUUUUUGUAGGUAUUAAGGAAGAAGAAGUCAAAAGGCUCAGCAGCACUCUUCAGACUAUUCGAGCUGUCCUCGCAGAUGCAGAGAAAAGACAACUAAAGGAGCAAGCUGUCAAAGUUUGGCUGGAUAAGUUUCAGAACGUGUCUUAUGACAUUGAGGAUGUGUUGGGUGAGUGGGAAAUUGCAAUUCUGAAAAUGAAAAUCGCUAGAGAUCAAAGCUCUUCAACUUCCAUCCUUCUAAGCAAGGUACGCUCUUGGAUUCACUCUCCAAUCCCUUGUAUUACUCGGGCCAUUCACCGUUAUGAUAUUGCUGUUAAGAUUAAAAAACUAAAUGAAAGGCUUCAGGUCAUUGCCAAAGAGAAAGACGAUUAUGCUUUCACAGUCGAUCAAAGUAGGAGGCAUGAUUUAGAACCUGAACGAGAACGACCAAUAACAACAUCCUUUAUUGAUGUAUCUGACAUACGUGGUCGUGACCGUGAUAAAAAUGUCCUAGUAAGCAUGUUGCUCAGCAAGAACAACCAUGAAGAAAGGGGCAUCCCUGUAAUUUCCUUAGUGGGGAUGGGAGGAAUUGGGAAAACAACUUUAGCCCAAAUAGCGUACAACGAUCAUAAGGUGAAGGCUUAUUUUGAUAAGAGAAUAUGGGUAUGUGUCUCUAAUCCUUUUGAUGAGAUGAGGACUGCAAAAGCUAUUCUUGAAGCUCUAACAGGAGUUGUGUCAAAUUUCACUGAGCUAAAUACUUUACUAGAGCAAAUCCAUGAAUCUAUUAAGGGAGAGAGGUUCCUGCUUGUCUUAGAUGAUCUGUGGAGUGAAGAUGAGAGGAAGUGGCAAUCAUUGAAAUACUCUCUAAACUAUGGUUCCCAAGAAAGCAAAAUCUUGAUGACCACACGUAAGGAGAAUGUAGCUACUAUCAUGGGUUGCAGCAAAUUAUUUCGUUUGGGGAAGUUAUCCAAAGAAGAAUCUUGGUCAUUAUUUAGUCACUUGGCAUUUUUUGGAAGGAAUGACAAAGAGCGUGAGAGUUUAGAAGACAUUGGUAAGAAAAUUGCGCAGAAGUGUCAGGGUUUGCCACUUGCAGCAAAAACUCUUGGAGGUCUCUUACGUUUUAAGAGAUCUAGAGAACAAUGGCAAAGAAUGUUGAGCAGUCGCAUAUGGGAACUUGAGGAGGCUGAAAAUGGUCUUUUUUCUCCCUUACUGUUAAGCUAUUAUGAUUUGCCAUCGCCAUUAAGGCAAUGCUUCUCAUACUGUUCCAUUUUUCCAAAAGAUUAUAGAAUAGAGAAAGAUUUCUUGAUCAAGUCAUGGAUGGCUCAAGGCUUUCUUGGAGAGACGCAACAUAAAGAUAUGGAGAUCAUUGGUGAAGAGUACUUUGAUAACUUAGUAAUACAUUCUUUCUUUCAAGAGUUUGUGAAGGAUGAAAAUGACGAUUGCAUAAUCAGCUGCAAAAUGCAUGAUAUUGUGCAUGAUUUUGCUCAAUAUUUGAGAAGAAACAAAAGCUUUCUGGUAGCAAGUAACAAUAUUGAAGAGUUAGAUAUAGAGUCUUAUCAGGAAAAUGCCCGUCAUCUAACCCUAAUUCAUGAUGAACCUGUUGCAAUUCCCGAUCCCAUUUUUAAUGUGAAGAAGUUGCGUAGCCUGCAUCUUAACUUAAACGAUAGUUCAGCUGUUAGUGCAUCAUUGGCUAAAUUGUUGGAUCAGUUGACUUGUCUGAGGAUACUAAGCUUUAAAGACAUGAACUUUGGAUUCAAAACUUCAAUUAACGCAAUUCCAAAGGAAAUAGGAAAGUUGAUGCAUUUGAGAUAUCUCAACUUAGAGGGUAAUAGUGAGUUGGAAAAAUUGCCUGAGACGGUGUGUGAUUUGUGCAACUUGCAAACGCUGAACAUCAAAUCAUGUAAAAAUCUUAUCAAAUUGCCCCAUAGAAUUGGAAAGCUAAUCAACUUGAGACAUGUUCAAAAUGUAGGUACAGAUAGAUGCAGAUUCAUGCCAAAAGGAAUGCAAAGAUUGACAUCUCUACGGACAUUAGAAGAGUUUGUUGUGAGCCGCAGUGAUGUUGAAAGUAAAUCAUGUAGCCUUGAAGAUUUGGGAAACUUCACCCAUCUUCGAGGGGAGCUUGAGAUAAGAGGAUUGGGAAAUGUGGCAGAACCAAGGGAGGCAAAGAAAGCAGGGCUUCGGACAAAGAGUGGCCUCCGCGUGUUACGUCUAAAAUUUGAUUCCCAAGAGAUGCAACGGAUCAACAUUGAGGAUGAAAAUGUUGUAUUUGAAGCCUUGCAACCACCUCCACACCUGGAAAGUUUGGGUAUACUCAACUGUAGAGGUCCUGUUGCUUUCCCUAAUUGGAUGACUUCAUUGUCAAUGUUGAAGAGGGUUCAAUUACAGAAUUGUCUCAACUGGGAAAGCUUGCCUCCCAUGGGGAAGUUGCAGUCCCUUGAAUCUCUAGAGAUAGAGUUUUUGAAUAAAGUGAAAAAAGUGGGAGACGAAAUUUUGGGAGUAGAAAGAGGAGAGGGACAAUCAUCUUCUUCAUCAUCUAAUAAUAAUAAUAAUAAUAUUGCCUUCCCCGUAUUGAAAAGUCUAAAAUUUUAUUACAUGAAAGAGUGGGAAGACUGGGAAUAUGGGAAUCUGUUGACAAGCACAAGCGAAGUAAUUAUGCCUCAUCUUCGUUCAUUAACAAUAAACUAUUGUCUGAAGUUGAAGGCGUUGCCGGGCCACCUGCUUCAUAAUACAACGCUGCAAGAAUUGCAUAUUAGAGGUUGCCCCGUUCUUGGGGCACGUUUUGAAAAGGGAAGAGGGGAGGAUUGGCCUUCCAUCUCCCACAUCCCUACUAUCCAAAUUGAUGAUGAAUUGGUGCUAGGAUAGGAUUUCUUAUGCUGUGGAUCAUACGUUUCGCAGAUGCAAUCUAUGCUCAGGGACCUGCACUGGAUUUCAAGGCAUCCAUUUCUCUCUAUCUCUAUGACUGAAGUGUUUCAUGAUUUGGAAAACUCAGAAAUAAGGGUUGUCACCGCCAAAAAAAGAAAAGAACUGUAUCUUGAUGUGUGUUCACUUCUUAGAUAUUGUGCUUGAAACUACUUGAUCCAUUGAGAGGAAAUACAGAUCAAUAUUAUCUGAAGAGAAGAUAUCUCAUCUAUCAUGUCAGCCUUCGCAGGCUCCAUCUUAUGAACUUCUUUUAUCUCAGUUGUAGAACCGGCUUUCUUCUUUUCUUCAAGGUGGUGCUUUUCAACAACGAAGGACCAAAUGUGUACCUAUGCUCUGUAAUUUCCUCAAUUUUUGUACAUUUCUUUCAUUUGGCUCUGCUGCUGAUUAAUGGGCUUUCAAUAAUUGCCAAGCACAAGUCCAAGAUAAAUGCAGCAAGCAUUGGCCUUAGACUUGUGAUUGAUUGAUGAAGCAGGGGACUGUCAAAUAAGUUAAGAAGGAAAAACUCUAUAUCUGAAGUCACUGCAAUCUUGCAAAUAACUCCAGAUCUUGGUACUCUUGCCUUGGAGAGAACAAUCAUUGUAUUAAACGUCAUAUCUCAAGGUAGAUAGUUGCAAUAUUCAAGCUGCUGCAUUCAGUACCAUUUGAGAUUUCAAUUACAGUCAGCAUGACCUUUUAAGUAUUUUCGAAGGAAGUUGCCACUCAGGCAGCAGUUACGCAGGUUUAGAAAUAUUAUCUGUUCUGAAGUAACUCUCUUGGGUGAUUUGUGGAGUAACUAAAAACAACACUAUAUAAACACCUGUGCAAACCUAUAGCUGCAUAUUUUUUUUCUUUGCAUAAAGCUUAUUUACUUCUUUAACAGAUCAUCUCAUAGCAAGCUGCUACUCAAAUGUACAGUGGAAUAGUUUAUCACCUCAUGGAGAACCUUCUUUCCCUGGACAUGCAUGGAACAUCCAACUCUUUCCCAGGGGUUAUGCUUAGCACCAAUAACAUUGAAGAAGUGCGAGGACCAACGGUCCACAAGGACUUUCAGUUACUGAGAAGUGAUGGUUGGGUACUCCUUGCUUGGAAUGCAAAAUGAAACUAAUUCAGUUUCAAUCUGUACACCAACCAUUAUCUUUAAGACCAAUGAAAUUAGGGUUUGAGGUGAAUUUGUUGAGGAUGUACAGGAUUUGUAUGUUAUGGAACUUCUGAGAUGGCCUAAGGGCAUUGUGGGAGAAUUUGUACUGGUAUGCCCCUAUUAACUUUUGUAAGGGGCAUAGCCUUGCAAAAUCCUUGUAAAAAGGUGAACGGUUGUUCCCUAUUAUGAUUAAUGCAUUGUGAAAUUUCAAAAAAAUCUUCUAAGACCAAUGAAGAUGAAGUUCUCUUAAGGUGACAAAAGCAAACCCUAAUCACCUUUAGAGGCUUGACAACUUAAAGUUUGUAACAACUUA